Messenger RNA from Lates calcarifer (barramundi perch), 2847 nucleotides. RefSeq names its product syntaxin 16 (gene stx16). The transcript is spliced from 8 exons. Lineage: Eukaryota; Metazoa; Chordata; Actinopteri; Centropomidae. Gene Ontology annotation, biological process: vesicle-mediated transport; vesicle fusion; intracellular protein transport. Gene Ontology annotation, molecular function: SNAP receptor activity; SNARE binding. The coding region runs from base 539 to 1351 and encodes 270 amino acids. The record is from RefSeq and is a predicted model, not a curated record. Gene Ontology annotation, cellular component: membrane; endomembrane system; SNARE complex.
UUGCCUGAUAAAACAAGACACACAAUCAAGUCAGAUCUGUAAGGUUUUAGUGAGAAAUCAGUUACAAUUUUCUAUUACACAUUAACUUCUCAUUCAUUUUACAUUUUCUUUAUAAUGUCCUUUUCUUUUUAUCACUCAAACUCAGCCACCUCAGAUGAUCAACCAUUUCUGCUCUGUCUUUAUUCUUUCUGUUUCCUGCUUCUAAUGAUUUGUUUAAAGUGGGAUUAUUUUGUAACGAGUUUCUGGAUUAUUUAUGAUUUAAUUUUGCAUUCACACCCUAUUACAUUCACUCGUAAAUGAAAAUGGCUAAAAUUAAUUUAUCUGCCAUUUGUAGUAAUCAUCAUUCUUAUCUCAAAGUGAUUAAACUGUUAGUGGGAGUGGAUGCAAAUUAUACUUUGGUAUUCACUGCUGAUUUUCCAGGGCUCACUCUCUGUUACUUCUGUCUUUCUCUCCUUUUCCUUGUUCUGUAUUGGAUGGGAUGCUCCACUCUGCUCUCUGCCAUUCACAUUAGGAGCUUGAUGAGUUGGCUGAUGAUCGAAUGGCACUGGUGUCAGGAAUUAGUCUGGACCCUGAAGCUGCCAUUGGAGUCACCAAGAAACUGCCCCCCAAAUGGGUAGAGGGAGUUGAUGAGAUCCAAUAUGAAAUCACACGGGUUCGGCAGAAGAUGAAGGAACUGGCUUUGCUUCAUGACAAGCAUAUGAAUCGUCCCACGCUGGACGACAGUAGUGAAGAAGAGCAUGCCAUAGAAAUCACUACCCAGGAGAUCACACAGAUGUUUCACCGAUGCCAGCGAGCUGUGACGGGUUUGCAGUCUCGUUGUGGCCACUGCACCGAACAGGAGGAGAGACUAUUGAGAAAUGUGGUGUCGUCUCUGGCGCAGAGUCUGCAGGAGCUGUCCACCAAUUUCAGACACACACAAUCCAGCUACCUAAAACGUAUGAAGAAUCGUGAGGAGAGAUCAAAGCACUUUUUUGACUCAGGACCCUUAAUGGAGGAGGAUGAAGAUUUAGCUCUGUAUGACAAGGGGUUCACAGACGAUCAGCUGAUGCUGGUGGAGCAGAACACGGUCAUGGUUGAAGAGCGAGAGCGGGAGAUCCGACAGAUAGUGCAGUCCAUCUCAGACCUGAAUGAGAUUUUCCGGGAUUUAGCUGGAAUGGUGGUUGAACAGGGCACUGUUCUCGACCGAAUCGACUUCAAUGUGGAGCAGGCUUGUGUUAAAACAGAAGAUGGAUUGAAACAGUUACAAAAGGCGGAACAGUAUCAGAAGAAAAACAGAAAGAUGCUGGUCAUUUUGAUCCUAUUCAUCAUAGUCAUUGUUCUAAUUAUUAUUCUUUUUGGAACAAAGUUUUAAUCAUGCAUUCCUCUGGCUUGUGUUUUUCUGUGUGGGUGUUUGUUGUGCGUCUGUGUGGACAUGGACUUGGUCUUGGUCUUGGUUCUACUCAAAACAAAGCUGACUGCCUUUCAUACCCACCAGGAAACGACAAGAAGAACUCCACGUCUCUUUGCAGGUGUACUUUGGGCUAUGUGGAGGUAUUCUGUGGCUGAUUUUAAUGAAAGAAACAAUCAACAGUGUGUUUGAGCCGUGGCUAUUUUAUCAAGUGACUCGCUUCCAAAAAUCGCUCCAAGACUCUUUGACAGAGACAUAUCUGACAUAUCUGUGUCUUAACAUUAAAAAAACAACUCUAUGGUGUAUAAAAAUGGACCGCUGAUGUUAAAUUGCUGAGGCAGAGUGUUCUCUGUUUGAACUCGAAGCACGAAUUGUGAUGUUUAUUGUGUGAAGUUGCAUCAUUUCUGUUCAACAUUUUGUUUCUAUGAGCAAGGCCUGACAAGAACGAAUGUUUGUGAAGGAGAAACAUGCAGUGGAUCUUACUGUACUGCAAACAUUACACUUACAUACUGGCUCAGUAUUUUACUUUACCUUUGUAUUAGGGCGGUACCAGAUCUGAUUAGAAUAGUCGCUCAGUACCAAAAAUAUUCCUUUGGUUUAAGGACCACCAGUUUUUUGUUGUUGUUGUUUUUUUUUAAAUUCAUUUACCCCCCUACUUUAAUAAUAUUGAGGUCCCUGUUAUUCCACUGUUGGCCUGAGGAGGGUGUAGACAGCCAUGAGCAUCCUCCAAUUCAUCCUGUAAUUUUAAGAUCAUACCUGUGUCACACCUGCUGUAAGUGAUCAUUUUAAAACACUUGAUUGUUUUUUGUUUUCCAUGGUCCUUGGAUUAAGUGCUACCUUUUUUUAAUCUCUUGCAGUUUGCACAUUUUGAGGCCUGAGGGGGAGGGGGCGAGGUGGGUGUGGGUGGGUUGGGGUGUUAUGGAUAUAAUACUACUGUCAUCUUUAUGAUGAAAAGAAUUAUUUAUUUUUUAAUAACAAUUCAAAUAAUCCAGACAUUCAGAAGUGUUCUGUUUCAGGCAGAAUUACUGUAUAUUAAGUAAAGUGUAUCUGAAGUCUGAACCCAGCAGUUAUUGUCCACCCCACUGAGGAAACUGUGAUGUAGUCCAACACAAGCAGACAUAUGACGACAACAUAAUGAGGUUGUUUUAGUCUUUUUUUUUUGUUUGUUUGUUUGUUUUCCUUUUCAGAUUGGACAUGUUACUUUUUAAUUGUGUUGGAAAUUCUUUACAUGUUCUUGUGUUCUAUAAAGACUGAUAAGCUGAAAUGAUGAAGAGCUUUAUUCGACAUAUCUGUACGCUCCACUUUAUACACCUGUUAAAUCAUCUCUGUCAUUGAUGUGAAGUCAUGUGUGAAAAAUGGUUAUGUCCUAGUGGUACUCCAGUUAUGUUUUGUUUUUCCAAACAAAACGGGUGAGGAGACAGCAACUUGUUUGUUUUUUUAAAUAAACCUGAAACAUGAUG